GCCACAAAGUUCUUUCCUAAAAGUCACUUAAUUAGUAAUUACUGGGUCGUUCAAGCUUUUCCAAACUACUGUAUUGUAACUCACAGAGAAGGAGUUAUCAACAAGAGAUCUGGUGGCCAUAAGAUAAGUUUAGAUCUCUGUGCAAAAUGCUGCAACAUUCAAAACCUUAGGCUCAAGUGGAGAACCAGGUGGUUUGUAGUAAAAGACACCUUCAUUGCAUAUCUUGACCCUUCACAAGAUAAAAUCAAAGGAGUUUUAUUAUUUGAUGCUGUGUUGAAUGUUUUACACCAAGCACCUUCAAGCAGACUCGUAAUAAGCAACAUAUCAAGAAGUUUAAAUGUUGACUGCUGGACAGACAGACAAGCGCUUGAUUGGAAGCGUGCAAUAGAACACAGCUUCAACAACUUAUCAUAUGGUUUAACUGCACCAGACAUCAGACAUCAGUCGUUUGCCCCACCAAGAGAAGACUCGUAUGCUUACUGGUUUGUGGAUGGACGUAGUUACUUUGAUGCUGUGGCAGAUGCAAUAGAAGAAGCAAGGGAGGAGAUAUAUAUCACAGAUUGGUGGUUGUCACCUGAGAUAUAUAUGAAACGUCCCAUAGUACAUGGAGAUCAUUGGAGAUUAGAUAAACUACUCAAACGGAAAGCUGUUGAAGGUGUAAAAAUAUACGUCCAACUCUAUAAAGAAGUGGAGAUGGCUGUGGGUUUGGAUAGUGCUUACACAAAACGAACACUCAAUGAAAUGCACCCAACUAAUAUAAGGGUAAUGAGACAUCCUGAUUUAACACCAGGUGAAACUUUAUUGUGGGCCCACCAUGAAAAGAUUGUUGUCAUUGAUCAAAGUAUUGCAUUUGUUGGUGGGAUCGACCUUUGCUACGGACGUUGGGAUGAUCAAGAUCAUAAAUUAACUGACACCGGUGGUGUUUGCUCAACUGAUACUGUAGAUGGUGCAGAAGCUGAUGCCAAACCAACCGUAACAAACAUACCUCAAGCCUCGUCCACGGGAGUCGCAUUUGCGAUGUUUGGCACAAUGAUCAUAGGGGUAUCCGAACAAGUCUCCAUGGAUAAGGUUCCCCCAGUACCUAGAGCACCAAGUCCAGUUGAACCAGAAGAACCAGCCGCCACUGGAUUUAAAAAGAGAUUACGCUCACUAAGGCCUAGAAAAAAGAAGUCAGAAGCCACUGAACAAAAAAUAAAAUCUCAAAAAGAAGAUGAUAAUUUGGUUGAAGCUACAUCAGUUGAUUACGGUUCAAUGAACGAAGCCGCGCCCCUUUUACAGCCGACACCCAUUCACCAAUCAACGACAAAAAGUUUUAAGCAACCAGGAGACAUCACAAUUAAUGGAGUUAAUGAACCUGAGAAUGUGACUGUGGAGGAUGCUGCACCUCUACAAGCAUCAUCUGUACUGACGCAAUAUAAAGACAUGGUUAACCAAGUUGAAUACGCGGCACAGUCGAAACUGUGGAUAGGAAAGGAUUAUAAUAACUUUAUAUUAAAGGAUCUUACACAACUGGAUGAUCCAUUUGGUGAUGUAAUGGAUAGAUUGAAGACUCCACGAAUGCCUUGGCAUGACAUUGCUUGUGUAACUUAUGGUAAAGCUGCAAGAGAUGCUGCAAGGCAUUUCAUACAGCGGUGGAAUUAUACUAAGAUACAAAAGGCAAAGAAGGGAGAACACAUUUCAUUCCUGCUCCCAAAAUCCUACUCAGAUGACGCAUUUAAUCUUCCCAAAGAAUUAAUGAGACCAGAAGCUGUACAAGCUAAAGUGCAGAUCUUACGUUCAUCAUGCGAAUGGUCGGCAGGUCUUAGUGAAGUAGACAGGUCAAUACAAAACGCUUACAUUGCCGCCAUUGAUAAUUCUCAACACUUCAUUUACAUUGAGAAUCAAUUCUUCAUCUCGUGCUUAAGAAACGCACAAGUUGGAAACCAAAUCUGCACUACACUUGUGAGGAGGAUUAUUCGUGCGCAUAAAAACAAGAAAGCGUUUCGCGUGUAUGUUGUGAUGCCUCUACUGCCGGGGUUUGAGGGAGAUAUUAGCAAAAGUGGUAAAAGUCAAGCCAUAAGGACAGUUCUUCACUGGCAAUACAAGAGCAUUAACAGAGGUUCAGCAUCUAUGUUUGAGGAACUGGAUAAAGAAAUUGGCCCUGGCAAUGCUUGGCGUUACAUCUCGUUCUGUGGUCUCCGAACUCAUUCAAAGUUGAUGGGCAAACCAAUCACAGAAAUCAUAUACGUUCACAGCAAGAUGAUGAUAGUUGAUGAUAGACUUGUUAUUAUUGGAUCUGCGAAUAUAAACGACCGUAGCAUGUCAGGUACUCGUGAUAGUGAAGUAGCAAUGCUGGUAGAAGAUUCACAACUUGUAGAUUCUACUAUGGAUGGAAAACCAUGCAAGGUUGGUGUAUAUGCUUCAUCACUCCGAAGGAGAUGUUUCGCCGAGCACCUUGGUUUAUUACCUGAUGAUUAUGAUGGUCGGUAUCUACGUUUGAUCCGAUGACACACGAUGUUGGUAAGAUACUUGAAGAUGUUGCUUCAGAAGCUUUCUUCAAAGAUGUGUGGAUGAAGACUGCAGCCGUGAACACAACAUCGUAUGAAAAGGUGUUCUGUUGCGUUCCAUCAGACUAUGUGCGAAAGUUAACAGACAUUGAGUCCUUCCAAAAAACUCCUCUUGUUGAAAGUGAUCCUGAAGCUGCUGAAACUACUUUGCAAAAAAUCAAAGGAUAUCUUGUUCUUCUUCCCCUUCUCUUCCUCAUUGAUGAGGAUUUGACUCCGGAUGUAAUGACCAAGGAAGCUAUGGCUCCUACUGAUCUAUGGACAUAGAUAUCUUAUUUAUCAAGUAAUUCUUCACUCCCCUGCCUUUAAUUAUGCAGUAAUUAUUUUUCAUUAUUCUCAGGUAGGCGAAGUAAGAAAGCAAAGUUUUUUUUAUUAAAAUUUGAAUCAUUUAAAUGGAACAAUGUACCCAAUUUUUUAUUUUGUACUCAAAUUUAUUUUUUAAUUGUUUUUGUACAACAAUCCAGUUGCCUUAUCAUACACUUCUGUAUGUGAAGCAAUUAAGAUACAAAGAUAUUAUCUUUAUUAAAUACCGUUUGGCAGAGAACUUUUUAAGAGUUUAAGGUGUUUUUAAACAUGUUGAUCAGAUCACCAAAACAUUGUGCACUAAUGUGUACUUUUUGUUUCUGUCUUAUACAUAUGCUUAAAUAUUAAAACUUUCUACAACAUGUAUGUGUAAUAAACCCGGUGAAAAGCUGUUUUAGCAUUUCUAAACAUUUUGCAAUGAGAUUGUUUUAUUUAAUAACAGUUCUAUUUCGUAUUGCCAUCUAUAAAGCUGACCAUGAUCAUUAACAAAUAACAUUCUCUGUACAUGUUUGCACUUUACCAACAUAAUCCAUAGAUUCCUGUAAUUUUUGCAGUUAUUUAGUGUAUUGAUAUAUAUUUUCUUUCAUACAUGACCAACCAAAACAUUUACAGUUUCAUUAACAUGCGUGUUAUCGUGUUUACAUGUGUUUUUAUCUUGUUUACAAUCAACAUGUGCUUUAUCGUGUUUUAUGUUAUUAAUGUUCCAAUCCAAAGAUAAAUUUGUAAAUAUUCUUUACCUGUAUAUUUUAAUACUUUCGCCUUUUUUGGUACUGUUAAUUCUCAUAUUUACUUUCAUGAUAUAGUAAGUUGGGGUAAAACAUUUACAGAAUAAUAUAACCGUAUCCUCACUUUUCUAAAACAGCGUUGUUAAUUGUUAAAAUUAAGAUCAUGAAUUAUUGGACAUUGUGCUAACAGUAUCCAUCUUACUCCACAGUACUAUAUAAACCAAAACUCAUUAUAUAAUGCUACACCCAGCAUUAUAUACAGGACAGCUAGUAUUUCACUUUAAGAUCAUUAUAAAGUGCUGGUAUUUACAGUAAAUGUUGUUUUAAGACACAGCCUAUUAGGUUUUUGACUCUGGAAAAUAAGUUAUAUUUUUUUGUAAUAAUGUGCUAUAACAUUGUGUUAAUUCGAAUGCAUAAUCAUUGAUACAUGAGACGCGGCCUACCUAGGCCAUUUUUUUAACUAGAUGUGUUGUGUGCUCUCCUAUGCAGUAUUGGAAUUAUAUAUAUCUAACAUAAA
Messenger RNA from Ciona intestinalis (vase tunicate), 4088 nucleotides. The record is from RefSeq and is a predicted model, not a curated record. NCBI's taxonomy places the organism in Eukaryota, Metazoa, Chordata, Ascidiacea, Phlebobranchia, Cionidae.